UGUUAGGACGCCUUCGUGGCGCGUUUAUAUCUCGCGGUAGUGCCAACUUCGGACAGUUGAAAAAUAAUAAUUUUAAACUGCAUUGCUUUAUCAAAAAGUGGCCAGUGUUAUAACAUUUCAGUGAAUCGUUGAAUUGGAUACGAAUUUGGACACCGGGAUUAUUGAUUAAAUUAAAACAUAUAGAUAACAGGUCAAAUAAUGCGCUCGCUUUAAGACAAUGGAUCCUCUCACGUGGUUAUCCCUGGGGCUGCAGUUGGCAGCGUUGUGCUCCAUCGUUGGCGCACUAUUGUUAUACUUGCUUCGGAAGGUGCGAGUGGCUGAAGUGUCGCCUGUUGAUAGUGCAAAGACUGUACUCGUUACUUCAGUGGACUCCGCACUCGGUUUGCAGAUAGCUACUUAUCUUAGCGGCAAAGGAUGGCGUGUCAUAGCCGGUUGCCGUUCAGGAGGGUUGGGCGCUCGUUUGGCAGAAUCCUGGCUGCAAGCUCACGUUGCGGCCACUCCUGAAGACCAGCCUUCUCCAAGGCUGGCAACCUUAGAACUGGAUGUUGCAAGAGAAGAUUUGUUAGAAGAAGCGGCGCGGGCGACAACCCAGCAUUUACCGGCUGGAGAACAUGGUGUAUGGGCAGUCAUCAACACCGCGGGAAGCAGCGGACGCGGCGGUGCUGCCUGUUGGGAAAGUGCUUUGAGAAGCAACGUGCUUGGAGCUCUGCGAGUCGCUCGAUCUUUCUCACCGAUGCUCGCCGCAGCAGCCUCCGAUCAUCCCUACGCUGGACGACUUUUUUACAUUGGACUCACGUCAGAUACCGCAUGCGACAGCCUGACCAGGCCAGAUGCGGAGAGCGAGGGCAAUGCAGGCGCGGCUGCGGUCAGGUGGGGUACGUGGGGAGCGGCGCGGGCUCUACGGGCGUCUUUGCGUGCAAAACGACUGAACGUGAUUCUCCUACAUGCGCCAGACCUGUCUGCAGCAGAGAUAUACGCCCCACCCGUGCAGCUGACACCGCCUAGCCAGCCGUCCAGUCGACCAGAAACCCCAAGUUCGGACGUAAGCUCAUCGUCGACAGCCACUUGCGCAGUAACAAUGCCCGGAGAAGCAGCGGAGUACAGUGCAAAAGUGUUACCAACAAGCGCUUUGAAGGUCUUGGAGGAAGCCCUUACAUCACCUUCACCGAGAGACUCCUACUACUUGAAGAUUAAGCAAGACUCUUGGUUUACGAGGAUGCCAUCUUUGAGGGCCCAUUGAUUUACGAUUACUCUUUCUAUUGCUAGAUUCUGUUAAGGUUGGAAAAUUAAUCUUAAUCACCCUAAAACGUGGAAACAUUUGAAUCACUUUUCAACUUACGCAACACAAGUCAAUUAUUGGAUAUUUAAAAGUAUAUUAAGAUGUAAAUACGAUAACUUUAAGUCAAUAAAGAUUUGUUUGACCCUCUCAUACGUUACAGAAACUUAAUUAUUAAAGUAUUAACAUUUCACGUUUUUUUAUAACCGAAUUUUUUAUCCAAUAGUGGACAUAAUGCUUUAUUAGCAAUUGUAACUGCCACACUGGUAAUUUAUGCAUGUUUAUCCAAAGAAAGAAGAUACUUACGAAUAACUAAUUUAUGCACAAUUUUCAUUUUUUUAUUGCUAUAUUAUAAAUGUUUAUGUAUUAUUAAAGUAAACUAAGGUAUCGCGACCUGCUGAUCCCUUAUCGAAGGCACGGGAUAGUAGAUGUAUGUGCCAAAUUAUGUGUACUGAUUUGUUUACAUCACAAUUAAGUAUUUUAGAGUCAGUACGGUUCGACUUUGCGAUUGUGACGGGAUGAUCAUAUAACGAUUUCAUUCCAGCAACUCUUGCUUAGCUAUCGAUUUAUUGUUCUCGAAUCACACAGUUUCAAUUAUCUACGUUGGUUUAUUAAGAGGUAACUAAAUGUUUCUAAAGAUGAAGACAUGAGACAUCGCAAAGAGUUAGGAUUAAUAUUGGUAACAAAAAAAGGAUGAAAGAUCCAUAAAAUAUGGCUGCAAGUAGGUUAUUACCACCUAUUGGAAACCUAGGUCUAACACUUUUUCUUCUUGGAGAAAGGCAAGUGUACCUAAAUCGAAAAUAUUCUUAUCGUGUGUACUAAGUAUAAAGUGAAAACUACUGUCUGUUUAUACUGAUUAUUUAUAUAAACGGUUAAUCGUGUGUACUAUAAAGUGAAAACUACUGUCUGAUUAUACUGAUUAUUCAUAUAAGUAACCGGUUAAGAGUGGUCUGUCAAGAAUAAGCCUAUAGUAAUAUUGAUAUGCCAAAAAUAGAAAUAGGUUAUUUUUAUCAGUAGAUACAGUAACUAUUCCAUAUUAUUAAUUAGGGACAAGUUAUCUACAUUAUUCGCUGUUGUCUCAUGUUUUCAUCGCAUCUUAGUCUUCGCAUGCAAGUCCAGUGACGUAUAGCAGCCAUGUAAAAAGUUUUCAUUACCUUAUCGUAGAUAAAUUUGUGCGUUUUUAACGGUUGGUGGCAUUAAUAUUAACAGUUAAUGAUCAACCUUAUAAACACUUGUGUAAAUAAUGUUUGUGUUCAUAAAACAUUUCUUAUAUUA
Molecule: messenger RNA, 2551 nt
Organism: Pararge aegeria (speckled wood butterfly)
Lineage: Eukaryota; Metazoa; Arthropoda; Insecta; Lepidoptera; Nymphalidae
Exons: 7
Coding region: 218-1240 (340 amino acids)
Source: RefSeq, a predicted model, not a curated record